This is a messenger RNA of Rhipicephalus microplus (southern cattle tick), 5062 nucleotides long. RefSeq lists its product as uncharacterized. The record is from RefSeq and is a predicted model, not a curated record. Gene Ontology annotation, biological process: peptide cross-linking. Lineage: Eukaryota; Metazoa; Arthropoda; Arachnida; Ixodida; Ixodidae. Gene Ontology annotation, molecular function: protein-glutamine gamma-glutamyltransferase activity.
GGCGCGCUUAUGCUCGCCACUCGACGGCUGCGAGCCGGCACGUUCAUUCAGCGCGGAGGCUAGCGUCGACGUUACAUCGCGGCCACCCUUCGGCACUUACCACAGCAACCAUGUCUGGUCUUGGCAGGCGCCACCUGAACGACCCAAACUCGGAUGCCUACAAGGCCCACAUGGCAGCUGUCCUGGAGCGCAUGCGCAAGGAGUACGAGCGCAAGCAGCGCGAAGAGGCAGCGCGCCGAAAGAAAUACCGAGGCGAUGCCAUCAAGGUGGACGCUGUGGAGGUGUACGCCAAAGACAACGCCAAGCACCACCACACGGAAAUGUUCGACAACCUGGAGCUGAGCGACCCUCCGCUAAUCAUACGACGCGGCCAGUCAUUCUUUCUGGCCAUCCGCUUCAAGCGUGAAUACCAGCCCGGAACCGACGAUGUUCAAAUCGACUUCAGCAUCGGUCCCAACCCGGAGAUCAGCAAGGGGACCUUCAUGAGCCUGCGUGUGCCGGACACCAAGGGCGACUUCAGCCGGCCUCCGCAGAGCUGGGACGUGCGCCUGACGCAUCACGACCGCGCCAUCAUGUCCAUCGAGGUGUUCGUGCCGGCCAACGUGAGCGUGGGCCUGUGGCGGAUGGCCGUGCUCAGCCGAUCACGCGCCAACGCGAUGGCCAGGGACAAGUAUCGACAUCCGUCCGACAUCUACGUGCUAUUUAACCCGUGGUGCCAAGAUGACGUGGUGUAUAUGGAAAACGAAGACUGGCGACGAGAGUACGUACUCAAUGAUGUUGGCAAGAUUUACAUGGGAUCGUGGAAGCAACCAGAGGGCCGACAAUGGAUUUUUGGUCAGUUCGGAGACAUGGUCCUGCCCGCGUGCUCGCUUGUCCUGGACAAGUCAAAGCUUACUUACGCCGCCAGGACCAACCCAGUGAAAGUGGUCCGCGCCAUCUCUGCGAUGGUUAACAGUGCAGACGAUGGUGGAAUAGUCACUGGCAACUGGUCGGGCAACUACGACGACGGCACGGCGCCCUGGAUGUGGACUGGAAGUAGCGCCAUCCUCGAGAAGUACGUCAAAACUGGUGGCACCUCCGUCAACUACGGGCAGUGCUGGGUCUUCUCUGGUGUAUGCAACACUGUGUGCCGUGCACUCGGUAUCCCGUGCCGUCCAGUUACGUGUUAUGCGUCUGCCCACGAUACGGACGAGAGCAUUACCGUCGACCGCUACUUCGACAAGGAAGGCGAGGAGCUCAAAAAAUACUCCAGGGAUUCCAUCUGGAAUUUCCACGUGUGGAACGAAGUGUGGAUGGCAAGAAAGGACCUUCCAUCAGGCUACGGCGGAUGGCAGGCUAUUGACGCUACGCCACAAGAAACCAGUGAUGGCUUCUACCAAGUCGGCCCGUGCUCAGUGAUGGCCGUCAAGAAGGGCGAAAUAGGCUACAUGUACGACUCGCCAUUCGUGUUCGCCGAAGUCAACGCCGACAUCAUCCACUGGAAAGAAGACCCCGAAAGCGCUUUCGGUUGGUCUCGAAGCAAGACGUUGACAUACCAUGUGGGCCUCGGAGUGUUGACAAAAAAAGCCAACGUUACGAUCCGAGAUGGCAUGGGGGAUGCCGAAGACAUCACGCACUGUUAUAAGAGCAAAGAAGGAACGGAGGAAGAGCGCAUGGCAGUUCUGAACGCCGCACGCAGUGGUGGCCUGAACGUGUUGUUCGAGCUUCCCAGCGAGUCGAAGCAGGACGUGGCGCUUAAACUGCAAGACAUCGAGAGCAUCAUGAUCGGCGAGCCGUUCAGCGUUACCGUGAGCAUGCGCAACGAAAGCAACGAGCAGCGCACCAUCAACGCGGUGCUCUGCGCCUCGUCGGUCUACUACACCGGCAUCCUGGCGCGCAAGAUGAAACGAGACAAGGCCACGUUCGUGCUCCAGCCGCAGGAAGAAGAGGUAUUGUUACUGACAGUCCAGCCCGAAGAGUACCUCGACAAACUGGUGGACUUCGCAAUGGUGAAAAUCUACGUCAUCGCAAACGUCAAGGAGACGAGACAAACAUGGUCUGAGGAGGACGACUUCACCAUCACGAAACCGAAAUUAGACAUUCAGGUCGAAGGGCCAGUGAAGGUCGGCCAUCCAUUCAGGCUCAUAAUGCGCUUCACAAAUCCACUUAAUGUGCCUCUCCGAGACUGCACCCUGUCCGUUGAAGGCCCCGGCGUGACAAGCGCGCACAUCGUUCACCUCUCGAAUGUGGCACCGCGCGCCGAGUGGGUGCACCGGGAGACGUUCGUGCCAGCGAGGCCUGGUCCGCGCAACGUGGUCGCCGUGUUCAACUGCCGAGAGCUGUUCAACAUCGAGGGCUCGGCGCAGACGGUGGUCCAAGCAGAACCCUCAGGUCUGGACAGCCCGCCGGCCUCGAGCGACGAGUUGACGCUGCUCGACCAGGUCCGGCUGGAAGAUCGCUGCCUCCCCCGCUUCACUGAGGAGGUCCUGGACCGCAUCUGGGUCCCCGCUGAUGUUGUAGCACCCGUGGUGUCCAACCGCGUCCGUGUCAACCGUGUCGAAGUUACAAGGUAUGCGAGAGUUCUGGAUACGCUGCGCCACUUCGACGAGGUUCAGACGUAUCUUGAUCAGAAGCGGCGGAAGGAGCAGCGGUCACCGGUUUCAGUGGGCGUAGUAGUUGUUGUUGUUCUCCUAUUAGAGAUUCAAGAAAGGAGCACCAUGGACACCAGCGACGAGGCUAUUCUCGAUAUGCUGCGGCAGCGGAUGCUCGCCAACAGCAACUUUCUCCAGUACAUGGAGAUCGUCAUCGAGAGCCUCCGCUCCGGGGCAGAGUUCGACCGCAUGCCGCGCCUCAUGGCGCACACAGGCGGCACGAACCCCCUGCAGGUGAAGCAGCUCGACUACCACAUACCGGCCAACACCCGCCACCACAAGACCGACAAGUUCCUGCUCACCCAGAGCAGUGAUGCCACGCUCGUGGUGCGCCGUGGUGCUCCUGUCACCAUCAGCAUCCAGUUCGACCGGCAGUACGACGGAAGCAGGGACCAAGUUUUUCUCAUCCUGAACACAGGUCUCGAUCCGAGCGAGUCCGACGGAAGUCGCGUGCGACUGGAAGUACCCUGCACUCGUGGCUCGUUCUUCUCCCUCGACAACUCGCCCUACAGCAUCUGUCUGGUGCUAACUGAGAAGAACAGCGUCACCGUCAAGGUGAUGCUGCCGCCGUGCGCCGCGGUCGGUCUGUGGCAUCUGGAGGUCGAGACAAGGCUGCGAGGUUCCGGGGACCCCGCCGAUAAGUGUCUCUUCAACGUCAAGGAGACCUUCUACGUGCUGUUCAACCCCUGGUGUCCAGAGGACCUCGUUUACAUGCCACAGGAAGACCUUUUGAAAGAGUACAUCUUCAAUGAAACAGGAAAACUAUACCAAGGCAACUAUGACUACCCCACCGGAAAGCGUUGGUUCUUUGGACAGUUCACCGACGUCGUUUUGCCUACGUGCAACUACCUUUUCGAGCUUGGAAAUGUGAGCGUCAGUGACCGAAGCUCACCAAUCAAGGUCGCCAGAGCCCUCUCCGCGCUGGUCGACUCGAAGGACGAAAACGGCAUCCUAGUGGGUUCUUGGGACAACAACUACGGCGACGGUGUAUCCCCGACUGCCUGGACGUCAAGUGUCACCAUCCUUGAGCAGUACAUGCACACUGGUGGUGCGCCCGUCAAGUAUGGCCAAUGCUGGGUCUAUUCCGGCCUGGUAACGACACUGUGCAGAGCUCUCGGAAUCCCCUGCCGGUCCAUCACAAACUUCUCCUCGGCGCACGACACGGAUGGAAACCUGCUCAUUGAGCGCUUCUUCGACGAAAACGACAAUAUUAUUGCUGGGAAAAGUGAGGACUCUAUCUGGAACUUCCACCUGUGGAACGAGCUAUGGAUGAUGCGUCCCGACCUUCCUGGAGAUUACGGUGGCUGGCAGGUGAUCGACGCUACGCCACAGACAAUCAGCGAUGGCCUAUUCCGCGUGGGACCGUGCCCUGUCUCUGCGAUCUACAAUGGACACCUUGAACUGGAUUACGACACCCGCUUUGUCUACGCUGAAGUCAACGCCGACCUGGUAAGCUGGAAACGUGACCGAGCCACCGGACAGUUCAGGCAAUCAACGGUCAGGAACUACAAUGAGGCCGAAGCCGCGGGAAUGCUCAUUUACACGAAGAAGAUCGGAGAGAUGACUGAGCAUACGGCGGAGGAUGCCGAAGACCUGACCAAGCUGUACAAGGGUGUCAAAGUGAAGCCCAACAAGUCGGUGAUGGGUCUGUCCGGCGCACCACCUCCUGAGGACGUCGAGAUGAAGAUGGAGGAGAUCUCGUCGGUGCUAGCAGGUCAGCCGGUCCGGCUGGCCGUCACCUGCACGAACCAGUCCAAGACACCCCGCAAGGUCACACUCACGCUCUCCGCCCACUCGGUCUUCUACACCGGCGGCGAGUACAAGCUGCUCAAGAAGCAGAGCUUCAACGUCGAGGUGCCGCCGGGCAAGACCGAGACUGUAUGCCUGACUGUGACUGCCGACGAAUACCAACUCAAGCUGGCCCCACAGAAUGUCGUCAAACUGUUCGCCCACGGCAGCUACGAGGGCAGCGGCCACGGUACUUGGUACCGCCAGACUAGAAUCACCAUCGGAAACCCCACCAUCGACGUGCAGAUACACGGACCGGUGAGUGUGUCCAGACCAAUGGAAUACUGCCUUUCCUUCGACAACCCUCUCAGCGUACCCCUGACUGGCUGUAGUCUGACUCUAGACAUCCCUGGAAUGCAACAAUCUCACGUCGUUCCUGUCGCGGACGUACCUGCGAAGGGCAAGUUCGAGUACAAGAGCAGAAUCAUUCCGAAACGUCCUGGCGAAAAGUCUAUCCUGGCAGUCUUCAACAGCAAGGAGCUCACCGACAUACGCGGAAACAAAGUGGUCAUCGUCAAAUAAGCUCUUGCAAGCUACAACGACACCUGACAAAAACGGCAAUAUCGGCGCAACAAGUGGCCUGUUUUUAUUUUCAAUACGUUAGACUUAGUACACAUUAAAUAAAAGAUCCUGGGGGCAUCGAA